Funneliformis geosporum is the source of this 921-nucleotide messenger RNA. NCBI's taxonomy places the organism in Eukaryota, Fungi, Glomeromycota, Glomeromycetes, Glomerales, Glomeraceae. The record is from the annotation of a GenBank genome assembly.
AUGGCUUUUGAAUCAUAUAAUAUAGCAGCUAAUAAUGAGCAUAUUACUGCACUAUAUAAUUUAGCUGUAUGUUAUCAAAAUGGAGAAGGUACCAAGAAAGAUCUUAUUAAAGCUUUUGAAUAUUACGAAAAAUCAGCUAAAAAAGAUUUAGUUGAAGCGCAAGUUCAACUUGGAAAUUAUGAAAUCAAAUCUUUUGAAUAUUAUAAGGAUUCAGCUGAAAAGGGAUAUAGUAUAGCUCAAUAUUAUCUUGGUUAUUUUUAUGAAAAUGGCAAAAGUAUAAAAAAAGACUUGGAAAAAGCUAUUUAUUGGUAUAAUAAAGCAAUAGAGAAUGGAUAUGAGAUUGCGCAAUAUAGUCUAGGAAGAGUUAUUAAAUUAGAAAUAAGUUUUAAGCAAAAUAAGAAGGAUGAAUCUGAGGCUUUUGAUAAUUAUCAUUUAUAUGAAAAUGUUAAGGCGUUCAUGUAUUAUGAACUAUCGACUGAAAGUGAAUACAAAUCUGCACAAUUUCAACUUGGUUAUUGUUAUUCAAAUGGAAUUGGUACCAAAAUUAACAAAGAGAAAUCCUUUCAAUUAUAUGAAAUUGCUGCUAAAAAAGAACAUAGUAUGGCACAAAAUAGUCUUGCGUCGGCGUAUGAAAACGGCGAAGGUACAGAAAUUAAUUUGAAUAAAGCUAUUUAUUGGUAUAAUAAGUCGGCAAAGAAUGGAAACGCAGUUGCUCAAUACAAUAUGGGAGAUUGUUAUAGGUUAGGAAUAGGUGUUAAAAAAGAUGAAAUUAAAGCGUUUGAGUUUUACAAAGAAUCCGCAGAAAACGGUGACAUUGAUGCAAAAUUUCAACUUGGACAUUGUUACAUGAAUGGAAUUGGGAUAGAAAUCAAUGAGAAAAUGGCAUAUGAAUCAUAUAAAGAGGCAGCUGAAAAUCGGUAG